AUGGCGAACCGGUGGUGGACCGGGCAGGUGGGUCUUCCGGGAGUCGAGUCAUCGUCUGCCACUUCGCCGGCGAUGAACAAGAAGCCAGAUCUAGGUAUAUCCAUGAACCAGAACGGCGGAAAUGGCAGCGGCAGCGGUGGAGGAGACGAAGAUCAAGAUGAGAGAGAGAACAGCGACGAGCCGAGAGAGGGCGCCAUAGAGGUGGCGAUGCGGCGGCCUAGAGGGCGUCCACCGGGGUCCAAAAACAAGCCGAAGCCGCCGAUAUUCGUGACCCGGGAUAGCCCUAACGCGCUCCGGAGCCAUGUCAUGGAGGUGGGGAAUGGGUCGGAUGUAAUCGAAAGCAUAGCCCAAUUUGCCAGAAGAAGGCAAAGAGGAGUGUGUGUGCUGAGUGCAAGUGGGACAGUAACAAACGUAACGCUUAGACAACCCUCUGCAGCUGCAGCAGUUAUGGCACUACACGGCCGGUUCGAGAUUCUCUCUCUAACCGGCUCGUUCCUGCCCGGUCCAGCCCCGCCCGGGUCGGCGGGACUGGCUAUAUACCUGGCCGGUGGGCAGGGGCAGGUGGUGGGUGGGAGUGUGGUGGGGUCACUGGUGGCUGCUGGACCGGUCAUGGUGAUAGCAGCCACCUUUUCGAAUGCUACUUACGAGAGGCUGCCGCUGGAGGAGGAGGAGGAGACGGGUGGAGGUGCAGGGCAGGUGGGUGGUGGUGGUGGUUCGCCGCCGGGGAUGGGUGGUGGUGGAGGGCAGCAGCAGAGUGGCUUACCGGACCCCUCGGCCAUGCCGGUUUAUAAUUUGGGACCAAAUUUGAUGCCUAAUGGUGGUGGACAGUUGAGCCAUGAUGCAUUUGGUAAUUGGGCUCAUGCUAGACCUCCUUACUAG
Messenger RNA from Cornus florida, 879 nucleotides. RefSeq names its product AT-hook motif nuclear-localized protein 20-like. The transcript has a single exon. Gene Ontology annotation, cellular component: nucleus. Lineage: Eukaryota; Viridiplantae; Streptophyta; Magnoliopsida; Cornales; Cornaceae. Bases 1 to 879 code for a protein of 292 amino acids. Gene Ontology annotation, molecular function: DNA-binding transcription factor activity; minor groove of adenine-thymine-rich DNA binding. The record is from RefSeq and is a predicted model, not a curated record.